Messenger RNA from Ricinus communis (castor bean), 716 nucleotides. RefSeq lists its product as uncharacterized. The record is from RefSeq and is a predicted model, not a curated record. The transcript has 3 exons. NCBI's taxonomy places the organism in Eukaryota, Viridiplantae, Streptophyta, Magnoliopsida, Malpighiales, Euphorbiaceae. Bases 153 to 356 code for a protein of 67 amino acids.
CAUGCCCGAAUCACUUAUCUGGAACUGUAAAUGCUGGAGUAAAACAAACAGGAACCAGAGUGAACUGAUCAUCCCCAAUUCUACAAUACCUCUAGGGUUAGGGUUUUCUUCUUCAUCAAAAACAAAAAGAAUAAUUGGUUAUUAUUAUAAAAAUGAAAGCAAAGCAAUUACUCAAUGACAAGAAAUUCUGGUUUGCUUCUUUUCUCAUUGGUUGGGCUGCUGCACUCCAGGGACAUAUGAUGUGGUUACAGAGACAAGAUUCUUUCAAGCAGAAGUUUGGGACAUUGAACCAAAAUGAUAAUGACAGUAAUGGUGCCCACGAAUUUAGGGAAAGUGAGGAUUUUUUGAAGGAAUGAUGAUGAUGACGAGACUGAUAUCGAUAAUUGUGUUUGUAAAGAGAAACGUUUUGUUCAUUUAGGAUACUUGAGCAUUGGACAGACUGCUUACGGCAAGUGUGUGGAAUUGAGUACUGAGAGUUGCUAUGCAAUCAUGUAUUAGAAUUUUUGUGGCAUUCUCUAGAACACAAAUAUCAUGAAAUGUGCUUAGGUGGGGGCCAAGGGAGCAUUUAAUGAUGGUUUUAUAGAUGUAAGAUUGACAGUUUUCCAGAGAUAAGUUGUAGAUCUCAUUCAGUAAGACUUAGGGUGUAAAACCUUGGUCUAACCAGCUGAAAAAAAAUCCAAGUUGGAAUUAUGGUUUAAUGGGAUAUAUUUCUUUGA